Molecule: messenger RNA, 1296 nt
Organism: Abrus precatorius (Indian licorice)
Lineage: Eukaryota; Viridiplantae; Streptophyta; Magnoliopsida; Fabales; Fabaceae
Product: inositol oxygenase 2-like
Exons: 10
Coding region: 56-1024 (322 amino acids)
Biological process (GO): inositol catabolic process
Cellular component (GO): cytoplasm
Molecular function (GO): iron ion binding; inositol oxygenase activity
Source: RefSeq, a predicted model, not a curated record
UGCUCCUCCAUUGGUUCUUUGCUCUUCUGUUGUUAUUGUUUCAGUGCAAGAGAAAAUGACCAUUGUCAUUGAGCAACCUGACCUAUGCUCUCAAUUUGAUGGGAAAAAUGUGCAUGCUGAAGAAACCAAUGAGCUUCUGUUGGAUGGUGGAUUUCCGCUACCAAAGCAGAUGUCAGAGGACGGAUUUAAGGCCCCGGAAAUUAAUUCAUUUGGUCAAUCCUUCAGAAAUUAUGAUGCUGAAAGCGAAAGGCAAAAAGGUGUAGAGGAAACUUAUAGGCGGCAACACAUCAACCAGACAUAUGAUUUUGUUAAGAGAAUGAGGGAGGAAUACAUGAAAUUGGACAAAGCAGAAAUGGGCAUGUGGGAAUGUUGUGAGCUGCUGAAUGAAGUGGUGGAUGAAAGCGAUCCUGAUUUGGACGAACCUCAGAUUCAGCAUUUGUUGCAAUCAGCUGAGGCCAUUAGAAAAGACUAUCCUAAUGAAGAUUGGCUGCAUUUGACUGCUCUCAUCCAUGAUCUUGGAAAGAUUCUUCUCCUCCCCAGCUUUGGUGCUCUUCCUCAAUGGGCUGUUGUAGGAGAUACAUUUCCUGUAGGUUGUGCUUUUGAUGAAUCAAAUAUUCAUCAUAAGUAUUUCAAGGACAACCCAGAUUACAAAAAUCCUGCUUAUAACACUAAAAAUGGUAUCUACACUGAAGAAUGUGGACUAGACAAUGUAGUGAUGUCAUGGGGACAUGAUGAUUACAUGUGUAUGGUUGCUAAGGAAAAUGGCACCACUUUGCCAUCAGCGGGAUUAUUCAUUAUCAGAUAUCACUCUUUCUAUCCUUUACACAAGGAAGGUGCAUAUACUCACUUGAUGAAUGAAGAGGAUAUUGAGAAUUUGAAGUGGCUCAGAAUUUUUAAGUAUGCUUUUAUUUUAACUUCUGUAGAUUUUUUUUUUUAUUUGUAUACAUCUUUUAUAGAUGCUUACAUUACCUAUUAUACAAUUUGUGCAGCAAAUAUGAUCUAUACAGCAAGAGCAAAGUUCUAGUUGAUGUCGAAGAAGUUAAGCCAUACUAUCUUUCACUCAUUGAGAAGUAUUUCCCAGCAAAGCUUAGAUGGUGAAUCAUAUGAGUAAUGUAAGGGAUUGGGAUCGAGGUCAAGAGCUCGGGGAGAUUGGUUUCUAUUUAUUCAGAAUUAUUUGAAAUCAGAGCAUUUUCCUUCUUUUUUUUAUACACGAAUUCAGAUUACAAUUCAUUAUAUCAUAACGCAUUGAUGUACUCAUUUGAAUUCCACAAAUAAUUAAUUUUAUAUCCAUUAAAU